This is a messenger RNA of Rosa rugosa (rugosa rose), 2435 nucleotides long. RefSeq names its product NADPH-dependent diflavin oxidoreductase 1. The record is from RefSeq and is a predicted model, not a curated record. Gene Ontology annotation, molecular function: flavin adenine dinucleotide binding; NADPH-hemoprotein reductase activity; FMN binding. Gene Ontology annotation, cellular component: cytosol. Lineage: Eukaryota; Viridiplantae; Streptophyta; Magnoliopsida; Rosales; Rosaceae. The transcript is spliced from 12 exons. The coding region runs from base 213 to 2087 and encodes 624 amino acids.
AUAUGAAGGCAUGAAGCACACCUAAAAUGAUCAAAUCAGCUCAUUAUAUGAAACACAUCCUAAUCGGUUUUUUAAGUCUGAAGAGUUAAGACAGAGAAGUCAAACGACCAGCACGUAUAAAAGCGCAGACUCUCUUUCCUUCUUCCUCUCUCUCUCUCUCUCUCCGUCUCUCAUCAGAAACUGACGUCAGCUUAACGUAGCCUAGCAGAGACAUGGAAGAGAGACCGAAGAAGCUACUCAUUCUCUACGCCACUCAAACCGGAAACGCCUUAGACGCCGCCGAGCGAAUGGGCCGCGAAGCCGAGCGCAGAGGCUGUUCCGUCCACCUUCUCUCCCUCGACCAAUACGACGCCAGUUGCUUGCCUCAGGAGGGCGCUGUAAUUUUCGUUGUUUCUACCACAGGCCAGGGUGACACUCCCGAUUCCAUGAAGGGAUUUUGGAAAUAUCUAUUGCAGAGAAAUCUAAGUAGGCAAUGGCUGGAGGGACUUAACUAUGCUGUUUUUGGAUUGGGUGAUUCUGGUUACCAAAAAUUUAAUUUUGUUGCCAAGAAGCUUGACAGAAGGCUUUUGGAUCUCGGGGCAACCCCUAUUGUGGAAAGAGGUUUAGGAGAUGAUCAGCAUCCAUCCGGAUAUGAAGCUGCUCUGGAUCCUUGGAUGGCAUCUUUGUGGAACAUGUUGAAUACAAUCAAUUCCAAAUACUUCCCGAGUGGCCCAGACUUUUUGAUUCCAUAUGAGAAUUUGAUUGCUCAACCGAAAAUUCGGAUUAUGUAUCAUGACAUUGACAAGGCGGAUUCACAACUUUCAACCGAUCCAGACUUGAAUCACAUUGAGUUGCAGAUUGAAAGAGCUCGCAAAAUGUCUGCUGUAAAGUAUUCUCUUGACAAGAAUAGGCCUGACUGCAUUCUUAAAUUGGUCAAGAAUCAACCAUUGACUAAAUCAAGUAGUAAAGAUAAAGAGGUGCAUCACUUUGAAUUUGAAUUUGUUUCAUCUGCUAUUGAAUAUGAAGUUGGUGACGUCCUUGAGAUUCUCCCCAGUCAAAAUCCUGCUGCAGUAGAUGCUUUCCUACUUCGUUGUAAUUUGGACCCUGAAGCAUUCAUCACUGUCCAUCCCUUAGAGACGGAGAAUCAGCUUCUUGAUACUCAUGUUCCCAUCAAAUUAAAAACUUUUGUUGAGUUGACAAUGGAUAUUGCAUCAGCUUCCCCUAGACGUUAUUUCUUUGAGGUCAUGAGUAUGUUUGCAACAGCUGAGCAUGAAAAGGAAAGACUUCAGUAUUUUGUGUCACCUGAAGGAAGAGAUGACCUAUAUCAAUACAAUCAGAGGGAACGGAGGACUGUUCUGGAGGUAUUAGAGGAUUUCCCCUCUGUUCAAAUGCCAUUUGAAUGGCUGGUACAGUUGGUUCCUCCUUUGAAAACGAGGGCUUUCUCCAUCGCCUCCUCCCCUUCGGUUCACCCUAAUCAAGUGCACUUAACAGUGAGUGUAGUAUUAUGGACAACACCUUUCAAAAGAAAUCGAGCAGGUCUUUGUUCAAGUUGGCUAGCCAAGCUUGAUCCCGAACAAUGUGUUCAUGUUCCAGUGUGGUUCCAGAAAGGCUCCCUUCGUCCCCCACCACCAUCACUUCCUCUUAUUCUCAUUGGACCUGGAACUGGAUGUGCGCCCUUUCGUGGAUUCAUUGAGGAAAGAACCAUACAAAGUUUGACCCGUUCUACUGCUCCGGUCAUGUUCUUCUUUGGAUGCAGAAAUGAGGACAACGAUUUCUUAUACAAAGAGUUUUGGUUAUCUCAUUCACAAAACAACGGGGUACUUUCAGAAGCGAAGGGUGGAGGCUUUUAUGUUGCCUUCUCAAGAGACCAGCCACAGAAAGUCUAUGUGCAGCAUAAGAUGCGGGAACAUAGCCACAGGGUGUGGAAUUUGCUUGGUGAGGGGGCUGCAAUCUAUGUAGCUGGUUCUUCGACAAAAAUGCCCUCAGAUGUAUUAUUAGCGUUUGAGGAAAUUAUCUCCAAAGAAAGUGGGCUUCCUCAGGAAUCUGCAGUCAGAUGGCUUAGGGCUCUGGAAAAGGCUGGCAAAUACCAUGUUGAAGCAUGGAGUUGAAUGCUGUUUGAAUCUUAACAUCCAAAAUCUUUUGGUUGGAAUAUGAGAAAGUAGCUUCACAGUGAAGCCCUAGAGAUCGAAACGUUCAUGAAUUUGCAUUUUUAUACGUAACCUAGGCGAUUUUAGACGAUGGAGAUAGCUUCUGCUACACAUUGAAGGGAUCACAGGCUAGGCCUCAAGGCCUGGUAAGUUGAUCUCAAAUUUUUCUUUUGGUUAAUUCUUCAAUUGGCCUUUUUCUUAGGUAGAAAAGGAAUCAAUUAUUCUGAUUCAUGGGUUAUUGUCACCCUGCUAAAUAUUUGUAUUUGUAAAAGGAAAUAUAUGUCAUUGAGAAUUUCAGUUACUUCCUUA